Megalops cyprinoides (Indo-Pacific tarpon) is the source of this 3069-nucleotide messenger RNA. It is a transcript of the gene tlr8b, whose product is annotated as toll-like receptor 8b. The record is from RefSeq and is a predicted model, not a curated record. Gene Ontology annotation, molecular function: protein binding; pattern recognition receptor activity. The coding region runs from base 1 to 3069 and encodes 1022 amino acids. The transcript has a single exon. Gene Ontology annotation, cellular component: plasma membrane. Lineage: Eukaryota; Metazoa; Chordata; Actinopteri; Elopiformes; Megalopidae. Gene Ontology annotation, biological process: defense response to virus; canonical NF-kappaB signal transduction; toll-like receptor signaling pathway.
AUGUUGGUUUUCUUGUGCUUCACCUGCCUUGCACACACCUCUGUGUGUUUCUGGAAUCCAAGGCGACUACCAUGUGAUGUGACAUCUGCCAACUCUUCAGUCAUUUUUGACUGUAAAGGAAGGAAGCUCUCCGAAGUGCCUCUUCACAUCAGUGCAAAUGCAACCAAGCUGGACCUUUCUGAAAAUCGAAUAUCUACAAUCUCCAAUGAUUCUUUCUGGAAUCUAAGCAAUCUGACCUUUUUAAACCUCAACUUGAAUAGGAUUGAAGAUGGCAAGGGCAGUGGAAAAAAAACUUUUUCAGGAUUAGUUCAAUUAAGAACAUUGCUCCUCGAUGGUAAUUCGCUUUCCAGGGUCCCUGAAGAUCUCCCCCAUGGGUUAACAAUUCUCAGUUUAAGUUCAAACAAAAUUGAGUACAUUGCAUCAAAAAACUUCAGACACAUCCCAAAAAUUGCAGUUCUGAGAUUAAAUAAGAAUUGUUAUUUUGGAAGCAACUGUAAAGACCCCUUACGUAUUGAAAACGCAACCUUCGCUGUCUUAACCAAUCUCAAAAACCUGUCAUUAACACAUAAUAGACUGAGAAAUAUACCUCCGAAUCUCCCAGAAUCCCUUGUUGAACUUAAACUCCAUUUAAAUACAAUCCAGCAUGUUGGCAAAUCUGAAUUACAAAGCCUAACACAGCUGAAGGUUCUUGAUUUGUCAGGUAACUGUCCUCAAUGCUUAAAUGCCCCUUUUCCAUGCAAACCCUGCCAGACAGAAAGUGGCUCCAUGGACAUAGAUGCCAAUGCUUUCAGUGACCUUUCAAACCUUGAAGAAUUACGUCUUUCAGGAAAUUCCCUCAAAAAAGUCCCUUCCUUGUGGUUUCAAAAUUUAACCCAGUUGAAGUAUUUGUACUUGUCUUUCAAUUUUCUGGUUAGUGAAAUUGCCACAGGAGAAUUUCUUUCUGUUUUACCACAUGUGGAAAUUAUUGACUUUUCUUUCAAUCGCAAUAUUAAAUCAUAUCCAGUCAGAAUACAGCUUUCCAAAACAUUUUCCAAACUAAAAUCAUUAAAAACAUUGCAUAUGGAGGGUUAUGACUUCCAAAAACUUAAUGAAAAUGAUUUGAGACCCCUCUACAGUUUAACAAAUCUCUCUGUACUUAAUUUGGGGACAAACUUUCUUGAGAUUAUAAAUCUCCCCCUUUUCCACAACUUCUUCAACCUUUCCUUUAUUUACAUGGCAGAAAAUAAACUGACGUUCUCAUUCCAGAGAGGAUGUAGUGCAUGUAUGACUCAAUCUGAAAGUGAAGGCGAUUCAGACCAGGAUAUAUACCCUGAAAAAAGAUAUGGCCCCUACAUUCACAAAGAUGAAGAAAAUCGUUUUUAUCCUGCCUCAGUCAAGCAGGAAUGCCUUAUUUAUGGACCAGUGCUGGACCUUAGUAAAAACAACAUAUUCUACAUUAAUCCAAAACGUUUCAAAGGUGUGGAAAAUACUACUUGUCUCAAUCUCUCUGCUAAUUCCAUUGUAGAUUCUUUCAAUGGUACUGAAUUUAUACAUUUUCCAAAUCUCAACUAUUUGGAUUUGUCUUAUAAUAAAAUGUAUAUGAGCCAUGACUAUGCAUUUUCUGAAUUAAAAAACCUAAAAGUCCUGGAUUUAAGUCACAACAAACAUUAUUUUGUGGUGACAGGUGUAACUCAUAAUUUAGCUUUCCUCAAACACCUUCAGUUUUUGAAAGUAUUAAAUCUGAGUUGGAAUGAAAUCAGUACUCUCACAUACAAGGGCAUGGUGAGCAGUUCUUUAGAAGAGUUACAGUUUCAGGGGAAUCGGUUAGACAUAAUGUGGAAACAUGACCAACAUUAUUUUGGCCUUUUUAAACAACUGAAAAAUUUAACCCACCUGGAUCUGUCCUACAAUAAGCUUCAUCACAUUCCACCUGGUGUUUAUGCCCAUUUCCCAACAUCACUGAAAAGCCUGAUUUUAAGUAAAAAUAAGCUUAGAUUUUUCGACUGGCAGACAUUGCAGUAUUUUCACCAACUUGAAGAAUUAGAUUUAAGUGAAAAUAAAUUGCGCAACAUGACUGAAAAUUUAUUAUUGUGUACAAAGACGUUAAGGGUGUUGGAUCUCAGUUACAACAGAAUUGCUCAUCUUUCUGAUGGCUUUCUGGGGGGUGCCAAAAGUCUGCAGUCACUUGAUCUCAGUUUCAACCGACUAACUCUCUUAAACCAUUCCACUUUCCUUUCAGGACCAGACAACUACAUUAAGGAGUUGUCCCUGAAGGGAAAUCCAUUCCUCUGUACAUGUGAUCUUUUUGAUUUCAUCUUGUGGAUUGAUCAUAAUGAUGUUAAGAUCCCACGACUGGCGACUGAAGUGACCUGUAACAUGCCAGCCAAUAAAAAAGGCAAAGGGGUAAUAUAUUUAGAAACAGACGCGUGCAUAAAUGACAGCAAGGCAUUUAUGUUUUACUUAAUUUCUUUUUCUUUUGUUUUUUGCACCAUGGCUGUAUCUGUGACACUGCAUCUGUUUUAUUGGGACGCUUCCUAUAUUUUCCACUUAUGGAGGGCAAAAAUAAAGGGCUACCAUUAUCUCAGGUCAACAGACACUAUCUACGAUGCCUUUGUUACGUACGACACCAAAGACCCUCUUGUCUCAGACUGGGUCCUGAAUCAUCUGCGGCAAGAGCUAGAGGAGAACGGGGACAAGCUAUUCCCGAUCUGUCUGGAGGAGCGGGACUGGACCCCGGGGGCGCCUGUGAUCGAAAACCUCUCGCAGAGCAUCAGACAGAGCCGCAAGACCGUCUUUGUGCUGACGGAGGCCUAUGUACGGAGCGGGAUCUUCAAGAUGGCCGUGUACCUGGCCCACCAGAGGCUGCUGGAUGACAACAUGGACGUGAUGGUGCUGCUGCUGCUGCAGCCUGUCCUGAGGCACUCCCGCCUGCUCCGCCUCCGUAGGCGUCUGUGCGGGAGGAGCAUCCUGGAGUGGCCCAGGAACCCCUCCGCGGAGCACUGGUUCUGGCAGUGCCUGAGGAACGCCAUCAGAGUGGACAAUCAGGUGAUGUACAGCAAGCUGUACUCCAGCUACUUCACCUCCAAGUAG